UUCAGCCUGGAUUGUCGUCUGUUGAUGACGUUGAGGUAAUGGCUGCUCUUGCAUUGCCGUGAGGAAUGCCUUUUCUCUCCACCAUAGCUGUUAAAUUAAACCACAUGAUAAUAUUGUAGAGUGUUAGAGAACAACACCACAGGAGAGGGGAGUUCUUACCGCAGCAGUGCCGUCUUUGAAGAGCUCCGGCAAGGCAAGAAUAUUCUCUAAUGGAUGCUCCUGAAAGCCCUACCCAAUCCCCUCAGUCCCCUGAGGAUGAGGAGGAGGAAGAGAAGGGCCUUUCUGACAGUGAGCUGCUGGAUUCUCCUGAUGAAGAUGGGGUCAUCUCAGACAGUGAGUUGGUCAAUGAAGAGGAGAAUGGGGGACUUGAGGAGGAAGAAGACAUGUUGGAAAGCAGAGGAAGAGGAUCGGAAUUAGAGGAGGAAAGGGAUGAAGACGAUGAGGUUGUCCCUGAUUUUGUCUCAGACCCUGAAGAUGAGGAGCCUGAAGGAGUAACAGGAGGGAUGGAACCUGAGGAUGGGACCAUUUUGCUGAUUGAGGGGGAUGAAGAUGGUCCGCAUGCAGACCAGUUGGAUGGGGAGGACGAGAAGAAAGGAAUGGAGCCAGAGGAGGGAGUCUUUGACACCCCGCAGUCUCCAGACUCCGAGCCAGAACAGGGCAAGAGCUUUAUUGCUGAAGAAGAUGAAGAAGACGGGGAGGAAGGAUACGGAUACAGCAAGGAUGACUCAUCAGAUCCAUUGGCAGCUGAGGUGGAUGACGAAGACAAAAGUAAGGCAGUUGCAGAGAAGAGGAUGAGAGCUCAGGAAGAGGAAAGGAGAAAAGCGGUGGCAGUGAGGGACCAGAAGGAUGACUCUGUGUCUGUUUCCCGGGAGCUAGACGAGCACGAACUUGAUUACGAUGAGGAAGUCCCAGAAGAGCCCAGCAUCCCUGCACCUGACGAAGAGGAAGAUGAGGAAGAAACUAAAGCAGCGGUAGAAGAGGAAGAAAAUGAGGACAAGAGAUCUAAGAGGAGGGAGAAGAAACCUAUCCUCCCCCCUUCCCCUAAAGACAGUGAAUACAAGAGGACAGGCAACUCCAAAGGCCCAGAGAGGAUGCGCAGAGAUUCCUUCAGAGACAAAAAGAAGGAGGAGGAUGAUGGAGAGAUUGAUGAAGGGGAGAUUGAUGAUGAUGACCUGGAGGAGGGGGAGGUUAAAGACCCGUCAGACAGAAAGAUCAGACCACGUCCCAUCUGCAGGUUCUUCAUCAAAGGGAAUUGCACUUGGGGUAUGAACUGUAGGUUCAUCCACCCUGGAGUCAAUGACAAGGGUAACUAUUCUCUCAUCAGUAAGCCUGACCUCUUCUCACCUAAUGGUGCGCCUCCUGGAGGACCACACCCACUCAUACCCAACAAUCCCUGGGUUGGACCUGCAGUGGAGGAGCUCCCCCCACCUCCUCCUCCAGUGGAGCCUCCUGUGGAGAGUGCCUGGGAGCGAGGUCUAAGGCAUGCCAAAGAGGUGCUGAAGAAGGCCACCAUUCGUAAGGAACAGGAGCCCGACUUUGAGGAGAAGCGUUUCAACGUGACCAUCGGAGAGGACGAGAGAGAAUUUGACAAAGAGAAUGAAUUCUUUAGAGAACGCAGCUACCGCAUCAUCAGAGACGAAAUGGAAUUCAGAGAUCCUGUAUAUGGUGACCCCUAUGCUGAUCCAUACUAUGACUAUGAAAUGGAGGCCCUAUGGCGAGGUGGUCAGUAUGAAAACUUCCGAGUGCAGUACACAGAAGCUCCUCUUCCUUACCCCUACAGUGUGAGUAUCCUCCGCAGACUGCUCCGAGUGUUAUAAUACAUCUUCAAAUAAGUAUAAAACACCAAGUCGAAUUUGUCAAAUGUAUUGAACUGGUGAUCACAGUUU
Molecule: messenger RNA, 1886 nt
Organism: Notothenia coriiceps (black rockcod)
Lineage: Eukaryota; Metazoa; Chordata; Actinopteri; Perciformes; Nototheniidae
Product: zinc finger CCCH domain-containing protein 18-like
Exons: 8
Coding region: 210-1817 (535 amino acids)
Cellular component (GO): precatalytic spliceosome
Molecular function (GO): RNA binding; metal ion binding
Source: RefSeq, a predicted model, not a curated record